CCACAGCCUAACUCACUAGACCACAGCGCCAAGCAUACCGCUGCAGUGAUCACGCAACGCGCGCCGCGACUGCCCGCGUCCGCCAUUUUGAAUUGUGACGUCACUGGUCAACCACAAGAAUCCAACAUGGCUGAUUCCCAAGUGCGCCCGUUCUACGCCGGUAAAAACUUUUUCAUCACCGGCGGUACUGGCUUCGUUGGCUUGUGUCUGCUGGAAAGGAUCCUGAGGAGUCUACCUGACGCUGGCAAGGUGUACCUGCUGAUGAGGCCGAAGAAAGGGAAAAGGAUUGAAGAACGGCUUGAGGAGUUUCCUAAGAAUCCGAUCUUCGAGACCCUCCUCCAAACCAACACACCCGACAUCUUCAAGAAACUGGUCCCCAUAGCUGGUGACGUCGGGGAACCGAACCUGGGCCUCAGCGUAGAAGACCGCCAGCUGCUGGUGGACAAUGUGAAUGUGAUCAUUCACUCGGCUGCUACUCUGGACUUUGAGGAGGGGUUGAAGCCGACUGUGAGGAUCAAUGUGCUGGGGACGAGAAGGGUAAUGGAGCUGGCUGGACAGGCUAAGAAUUUGAAGGUCAUGAUCCACGUCUCCUCAGCGUACGUCAACUCCUAUCUCCACGAGGCUCGCGAGAAGCUCUACGACGCACCAGAAGACGUGGAACAAGUCAUAGCUUUAGUCGACACUCUUUCCGAUGAAGCACUAGUUGCUGUUGAACCAAAACUCUUAAAAACACAUCCAAACACUUACACUUUUACUAAGCACUUAGCUGAACAUGAGGUGGCUAAGUAUGCUGAUAAAUUCCCUUGUACUAUAGUGAGGCCUAGUAUGAUUGUUGCUGCUUGGAAAGAACCUGUCCCUGGUUGGACUUGCUCGAAAGUCGGUCCUCAAGGUUUCUUAAUGGGCGCUUCUAAAGGCGUCGUCCGAAGACUACCGUUAGCUGCCAAUAAUAUAGCUGAUUAUAUCCCUGUUGAUGUUGUUGUAAAUGAGUUAUUGGUAGCCGGUUAUCAAACAGCAAAAUCUAAUACAGGUCUGCUUGCUAUAUACCAUGCUACAUCAUCAACUCAAAAGCCGUACCGGUGGGUGAUGCUUGAAGACACUAUUAAUGAGACCUUGCAUAAAUACCCUUUGAAAAGCGCUGUUUGGUAUCCCCAUCUUAAAUUCGUGAAUUCUCUUCUUAUGUUCAGAAUCUCCGCUCUUUUCGUACAUUUCAUACCAGCGAUUCUUCUAGACAUGCUUUUACGAGUAACAGGUGGUCGUCCGAUUCUGUUCAGAUUGCAUAAAAACGUUUGGAACUCACUUAACAGACUUGAAAAGUUCAUUUUCACUGAAUGGAAGUUUCAUAAUACGAAUUCUAUUGAGCUCGCUGGGAAAUUGAACAGCACUGAUAGUAAACUUUUUUAUAUAGAUAUAUCGGAUAUUGAAUGGAGAGCGUACUUCACUGCUUUACAUUUGGGUGUAAGAAGGUACCUAAAUCGCGAGAAGGAAUCUACUUUAGAGGCAGCAAGAGGUAAAGAUACUGUAUUGCUGGUUCUUCAUAUAAUUUGGCAGGUGUUGAUCAUUUCUCUUUUCUGGUAUUUCGUGGCUUGCUUGAUUGGGUUAACUAUGACCCAGAGUGCGUGGUGUGUGCCGGCGUUGUAUAUUUUGUAUAGUUAUUUAUAAACUGUUUUAGUCUACUAUGUAGAUUUAGGCAAGGCGCUUGACACUUAAUAAUUGAGUGCAUUCAGCAAAUUAGCAUGGAAUAUAAUUAUUGUGUCCACCAAGGCGGCAAACAUAUCGUUACACAAUUUUGUUACCAUAAAAAAUAACGAUGAGUUCUGGUAUAUUUUGCGUUUUGUCUAUCACAAUUAUUCUGAAUGACAUGUCUCAUGAGCUUAUUUACCUAUGUUAUUUCUACUACUGGCAGUAAAUAAGUAAUUUUACUGUAAGUAGCUACUGCUAAAUUAAUGUUACAGUAACGUUUUCAUAUUGCCAACUUUACCUAUGGCAAAGUUACCUCAGAUGGUAAAGUUGCCAUGUUUGACGGUACUUUUACAUUAAGUUUGUUAUAUAUUCUAUAAUUUAAAUACGGACAAUGGUAGUUAUAAUUACUUAUAUAGGAACAAUAUCUUCGUUACUAUGAUUAUUAAUUAUACCUAAUAAAAAAUUGUAACUAUAUUACUUACACUUGUUAAUAUUUCAGAUAUAGUUUUAAUAAAAAUAUAAAAACUUUUUAUAUGAACUGUACAUUUUUUAAAACAAUCUAUACACUUAUGCUUUGUAAUUUGUAUAUCAUUUUAUCAAAGGAAAAAAUAAUAAUUAUUUUUUAUUGAAUGGCAGAAGACUGAAUUUUAUAUGGACUGAAUGUUAUAUAUAUUCUAAUACUUACCUUUUUAUAUAUUAUGUUCAUUUAUUUCAUUCAGAAGCAUAUAUCUGUAGGUACAAGCACAUCUAUUUUUAUAUAAAUUUCCUUUAUCAUUUAGAGAGGGGAAAUACCCACAAAAAUAUCGAUAAAAAUUCUAUUUUUUAUUUUUGUAACUUAUAUUUGAAUAGUGUGGAGGUGGUCGUUAAUAAAUGUUUAUAUUUUGAUA
Leguminivora glycinivorella is the source of this 2567-nucleotide messenger RNA. Its product is annotated as putative fatty acyl-CoA reductase CG8306. The transcript has 4 exons. Gene Ontology annotation, molecular function: alcohol-forming very long-chain fatty acyl-CoA reductase (NADP+) activity. The record is from RefSeq and is a predicted model, not a curated record. NCBI's taxonomy places the organism in Eukaryota, Metazoa, Arthropoda, Insecta, Lepidoptera, Tortricidae. The coding region runs from base 127 to 1659 and encodes 510 amino acids. Gene Ontology annotation, biological process: long-chain fatty-acyl-CoA metabolic process. Gene Ontology annotation, cellular component: peroxisome.